Messenger RNA from Carcharodon carcharias (great white shark), 2736 nucleotides. RefSeq names its product thioredoxin domain containing 16 (gene txndc16). The transcript has 20 exons. Lineage: Eukaryota; Metazoa; Chordata; Chondrichthyes; Lamniformes; Lamnidae. Bases 142 to 2616 code for a protein of 824 amino acids. The record is from RefSeq and is a predicted model, not a curated record.
GAGGCGAGGGGGAUUCAGCUGCUGAACAUCCUGAGCAACAUAUUCCGAUCUAAGAUUGAGAUAAACAACUUGCUGCUGAGGAUUUCAUUCAACGUAUUUGAGCAAUUCUUGGGAUCAGAACGCCUUUAUCUAUCUGCUAAAAUGGCCCAAUGGCAUUCCUACCUUUGCUUAAUUUUAUUAUAUGCUGUUUACUUUAAUGCUGUUGAUAGUAUGAAGAUGUUACGCACCUUAAAUCAACAACACUUUAUCAAUAUUCUACAAUCAGGAAAAACUUCUUUAAUAUACUUCAAAAGAACAACCAACCCGUCAAUCAGACUUUUCCUUCAACAACUAGAAAAUUCUUCAGAAUCACUUGAAGAGUAUGGCAUCACAGUGGCUCAGGUUAAUUGUGCCACAGAAAAAGUACCAAAAUAUUGUGAAAAUGAAGAUGUACUGAAGAAAGCGUAUCUUUUCCGGGGUAAUAUAAUGCUUAGGAGCUUUGCAACUGAUACAUUAUUUGAUGUGGAUGCAAUUGUAGCAAAUGUAUUAUUUAUCUUGCUGUUUAACGAGAUAAAAUAUGUAUCCUCAUUGAUGGAUCUUCAUGACAUUGAAAAUAAUAUGAAAGGGCGAGGUGAUGUCAUCUUUACAUUUGUACGAGCGAUAGGAGUUCCAGAACAUAGAGCCAUUAUGGAAACUGCUUUUGUUUAUGGUGCCAAGUAUCAGUUUGUGUUGACCACAGAACAAAGUGUUUUGGAAGGAAUGGACCUGGAAGAUCCAGAUAGACUCUCAGCAAAACUUUGGUUCUGCCAUUGCAAGAUGGCCACAGAUAGGAAUCAGCCAUGCAAGAGGUCCUCUUUUAAACAGCCACUAACUACAGUGAAUAUACAUUCCUACCUUAAAGUGUUGGAAGCUCCGCUAGUGACGGAGGUGACUGUUCCACCAGAGAGAGUCUCUACGGUACAUGUACAGUUAAAAAUGCCUGUCGUGUUUAUUUUCACACAAAGAGAAACAUAUGAGCAUGACCGGAUAACUGCUGAAUCUGUAGCCUGGCAGCUACUGGGAAGAGCAGGAGUUGUAUUAGUGCCAAGGACCCAGCUACAGCCUAAUGUGCCAGCAGAUGUCACUGUAGGCUACAGACCUGCUGGAGGGGAUUUUUCCAUCAACUAUUUUGUCAUAACAUCUGCUGAAGAAAUUGUUGACCUAGUCAAAGGCGAAGUAACAACUAGGGAAGAAGAUGAUGAAGAUGAAGAUAUGGAUUUCAUAGGUGUUCAAGAUGAUGAAGUGUCAGAAGCUGUCUAUAGAGACAGAUGGAGAGAGCUCGAUGUAGACUUAGUUCAAGCACUAACGGACAGCAGCUUUCCUACAAGUUUAGCAACAAUUCCCCAUGUGGUGGUGCUAUUCUACACAGCUUGGGAUGCUGUGUCCAUGGCAUUUUUGCAGUCCUACAUGGCAGUUUCGACCAAACUUGCAGAUUUGAAGGACCUUGUAUUGACUCGGGUAAACUGUGGAGACUGGCCAGAUGUUUGUUUGAAAGAAAAUGUUACUUGUUUUCCUGCUGUCAAGAUUUAUAUUCAAGGAGAGAACCCUUUACCCUACACUGGGAUGCUAGGAACACAAAGUCUAUUGAAGUUCAUUAUGCUGAGCAGAGUACCUAAUCCUGUCCUAUUAACAUCAGCAGAAGAUGUUGAAGCCUAUCUAAAAGGAGAGUUACAUCAUGAUCUCAAACCACAUUGGGACAUUCCUGUUGUAGGAUUAUUCAGCCCAGAAAUGAAAAAAGUGAAGGAUGCUUUUAUUGAAGCUGCUUAUUCCCUGAGGGGCACUGUAGUAUUGGGACUGUAUACCCAGAGAGAUGUUUCCUAUCUUUCUCAAAAGUUUGGUGCGGCUUUACCAGCUCUGGUAUUUGUUAGGAAUGAAGAAUCUCACAUAGAAGGUAUUCACCUUGAUAGCUUGAGCACAGAAGACAUUGUAUCUGCAGUCAAGAGUGCCAUGUUGGAAAAGUUGCCUGAAAUCACAGUGGAAAACUUCCCUUCAUACUUCCAACCUUUGAAACCAUUACUCAUUCUGUUUAUUGAUAAUGAUGACACCAAGACUUUGAAAGCUAGAGAAGAGCUUGCAGAAUUUACCAAGUUAAGCGUGCAGAUGUACACUACGUGCUGGAUCGACCUACGAAAUACACCUGUCGGAAAAGAGAUUCUUCAAGUAUAUUUGAACUACCUCCCACAACUGCCAGCACUUAUUUUAGUGCAACUCAGUUCUAGUGGCCAGGUGUUUGCAUUUCCGGAAGGGCAACUUAUAUCAAGAAUGGGUGUGCUACAUUGGUUAAAGAAGGUGCAGACAGGACAGGAGGAUCCCAAAAAUCUCCUGCAAGGUAGAGAGUGGACACCCCCGCAAGCUACUUAUGACUUUCUGGCAAUCAUGGAUAUUGUGCGUCCUGGAUUUGCAAAGCAGAGGAUACCCAAUUCUGCCAAACAAGAAAAUCUCUAUGAGGAGGAGGAAAAUGAGACCGAAUAUUUGAGUGAGAGUAAUGUGGAAGAGGAUCAGAGUGAACCAGCUGCAGAGUUUGAAAAAGUGCAAGGGACUUCUACACCCUCAAAUAAAGAGAAGAAGAUACAACAUGAGUUUCAUAAUGAGUUAUGAUCAGAAACCAGAGUUCAGUAAGUGAAUAACUCCAGAGAGUAAAAGCAAAACAUUGCGGAUGCUGGAAAUCUGAAACAAACGGAAAGUGCUGGAAAAGCUCAGCAGGUCUAACAGCAUCUG